Molecule: messenger RNA, 1638 nt
Organism: Parnassius apollo (apollo)
Lineage: Eukaryota; Metazoa; Arthropoda; Insecta; Lepidoptera; Papilionidae
Source: the annotation of a GenBank genome assembly
AUGGAGUUUGAAGAAAAGCUGGCUAAACUUUUACAAGUUUCUGGAUUGUUAGAGUUUUCUAACGAUGCUGUUUUGGAAGAAGAACAUCAAGAAAAUGUCAGUUUACAUGCUAGUGAGAAUACUGAGAUAGAUGAGAUAGAAAUAAAUAUGAUUAGCGGCAAUGAUUUGAUUACAACAAGCAGCGCCCAUCCUACUGAGGAGCAGAGAUUGCAUGAAGAUGAGACAGAAGUGGCUGCAAAAACAGUCGCUUUGGUUGAAUCUGCAAAUAACAUUGAUUAUGGUGACAGUAAUGACAGUACUUCUAUAUUAGUUCUGGCACAAAAUAAUGGGACCAAAGACAGAUUCCUUGGUUUUGAAACGGGGCUUGAAAAUGAUUUUGAAAACGAUGUUGAAAACUAUACAUUAAACCCUGAAACCGGAUUGUUAGAGCCCCCUCCACUUCAUACUGGGAGAGAAGAACAACCUAAUGACGAUGUUGAAAACUAUGUACUGAACCCAGAAACCGAAUUGUUAGAGCCAGAUCCACUUCAAACUGGAAGAGAAGUAUUACAUCAUCUUAUUAACCCUGUGACUGGAGUUUUAGAAGAACUUAAAGAUGUACAGGAAAGUGAAAGUGCCAAUGAUUUAAAAAUCGGAAAAAAGAGGAUACGAAACCCUACAAAGUGGGAGAAAAACAAAAAAAUUAAGAACAAUUUGAAGAAUCAUGAAAUGCGACCCAUUCCAAAAUGCAGGUGCAAACCAUAUAUUAAAAGGGACAGAUUGAAACGAAAAAUACAGCACAAAGAAAAAGACAUACAGGAUGGAAGAGGCAGGCACGCAAAUCAUCCAACUUGUGACAGCAAUACAAUGGAUAAAAUUCAUGAAUUUCUCAAUAAUUUUCCGUCAAGAGAAUCGCAUUAUUCCAGAUCAUCUAAUAAACAUAGGAAAUUUUUAAAUUCCAAUCUUACCAUUGCCUUGUUACACCUUAAAUUUUUGACUGAUUAUCCAGAAAAAACAUACGAAAAUGUUAUAGAAGUUUUCAAUACUGAUUACUGUUACAGCUUCAGACAGCCUUGUAAAUGCAUUUACCAUACUUGCGAAAAACUGAAAGUCAAUACAGAUGCUGCAGAAGCUAAUAACAACGAAGAAGAAAAAACAAGAUUGCAGAAAGAAAAAGAAUUGCACUUAAGAAAGGCAGAAAUAUUUUUGGAAAGAUUGACCAAUACAGAAAAAGAAAAAGAUGCAACGAAAUUGGCACUCUGUAUUGAUUUUCAGAAAAACUUACCGUUACCCGUGACAAAUGUGGGUGACGAAUAUUAUUUACGCCAGUUGUGGAUGCAUAACUUUGGGAUCCAAAGUUUAAAUGAUAAUACAGCUACUAUGUAUUUGUACACCGAAAACUAUGCCUUAAAAGGGCCAAACGAAGUAAUUUCAGCAUUAUCAGAUUUUAUCGAUACAAAUAAAAAGCCUACUCAAAUAAAACUUGAAAUAUAUUGUGAUAACUGUUACGGGCAAAACAAGAAUAAAUAUGUGUUUGCAUUUUUAGAUAACUUGUGUGCCCUCGGCAAAUUCGAAACGGCUUCUAUAUACUUCCCGAUACCCGGGCACUCCAUGAUGCCAAUCGACAGAGAUUUCGCGUUGAUCGAAAGAAAAGAAUAA